CACAUGCAUUGGAACGUGUUAAUCGUGCAUAUCGAAGAUUCGAAUGGAAAUUGAAUCGGAUAUCAUUGGUGUUUAAUAUCUUCGUUAUCAUUGGAUUUAAUUGAUAAGUAUUAGGUUUCGAUAAAUUAUGACGCUUCGUUACAUCAAUAGUUGGUUAUUAAGUUAAUUUUGAGUGAGACUUGUUCGGAUUCGUAGAGCAGCACAGCAGUCGUGAGUUAAUCAGUGAAGAGGACGGUUUUAAGGUCUCGUUCUUAUAAGGAAUUUAUGCGUUGAAAAAAUGGAGAUAGAAGGGAGAAUCGUUCGUAAGCGGACUUUUCGAAGCUUCCUGCAACGCAUACCACAGCGUCUAUCAGAAGUGGUCGAACAUUUUUUCUAUGAGCUUGGAUUGCGAAUUGCUCGAAGUCCAUUGAAAUGGAUAAUUGGAAGUGCUGUGAUAGUAUUAAUUUCCCUUUCUGGUCUUUAUUUUUUUCAUCAAGAGAAAAAUCCUAUAAGAUUAUGGGUUCCGCAGGAUUCGGAAUUUGUUCGUGAUACAGAAUGGAUGUUUGAAAAAUUUGAUCAGAGUUUGAGAUUAGAAAAUAUGAUAUUAACAGCGGACAAUAUAUUAGAACCAGAAAUACUUGCAAAGCUAAAUGAAAUAACAAAGCAAAUUAUUUCUAUACAAACUCCUGAUCAAAUUGCAUGGACUGAUAUAUGUUUCAAAGUACCUGUCAUAUCAGGUAUUGCACAUAGAACAAAACGCAGUGAUCAAUCUGAUGAUUUUUUUGAAAUUGAACCAGAAGUAUUAAUUAAUAAAACAAUAUUUGAACCUGCAGUUCAUGCUAAUCCUGAACUCUAUUGCCAUAUAGUUAAUAAUUUACCAAAAGCUUGCCUGUUAAAUAGUAUUUUGGAUAUAUGGGAAUAUGACACUAAUGUGAUACUUCAUAAAUCUAAAGAAGAAAUUAUUAAGGAUAUAAAUAAGAUAAAAAUUAGCCCCACUUUGGGCCAUCCACUAAAUUUUACAGAAUUGUUGGGUGGUAUAAUAAAAGAUGAAAAUGAUAGAAUUAUUUCAGCCACAGCUGUGAAAACACAAUGGGCAAUUAUUGUAAACUUUUCAGAAGUGGAUAUGCAUGACUUUGGCAAUGAUGUUGGAACAGCUGAUUGGGCAACAAAAGAUAUAUUACAAUGGGAAUUAUCCUAUUUGAAUGUAUUGCAUAGAAAUGCAAAGUUGUUGAAUAGUGAAAAAAAUGUAAACAAUACAUUAGCUAUCUGGUAUGAAGCUGGAAGAAGCUUCGGUGAUGUUACGUUUGUAACGAUGUUUGGAAAUAUUGGUAUAUUAUCAAUAGGAUUCUUUUUGAUGUUUUUCUAUGUUCUAGUCAUAUCGUCGGAAUAUAAUUGGGUAGGAUGUAGGGUUUAUCUCACAAUUGUCGGUCUUUUGUGUGUGGGUGGUGCUUUUAUAGUUUCAAUUAGUGUAUGCUCUCUUCUCGGUAUUUCAUAUGGGCCUGUACACACUUCUUUGCCUUUUUUAUUAUUGGCUCUCGGAGUAGACGAUAAUUUUUUAAUAAUGGCAUCUUGGAAAGAAGUACAUGCACAAAAAUUGAAUCGAAAUAAGCCAUUAGAAAAAAGAAUAGCAUUAAUGUUAGGACACGCUGGUUCUGCGAUUAUUAUUACUUCUCUUACUGACGUUGUUGCCUUUAUUAUUGGUGCAUCCACAAUAUUACCAUCUCUUCAAUCAUAUUGUAUUUAUGCAGCGUUUGGAGUAUUAUUAACAUUUUUAUUUCAAAUUACAUUUUACGUUGCUUUUUUCUCCAUCGAUGCUCGACGAAUCGAGAAUAAAAGAAAUUCGAUAUUUCCUUGCAUUAUUCAUGAAAAUUUUACACAAAAAUUCAUCAAUCCACAAGAAGAAUUUUCUACCAAGUUGAUAAAUAAAAUAUAUUCAAACAUAAUUUUAACGAAACUUGGAAAGAUAACGAUAGUAUUAAUAACAAUAGUUACAGCAUCGGUUGGACUUGUCGGUAUAUUACAAUUGCAACAAUGGUUCGAUCCAACAUGGUUUAUACCAAACCAUUCAUAUUUAAGCAAAUAUAUCAAUGUACAUCGUGCUGAAUACCCCGAUCGAGGUUACGAAUCAAUGAUUCUCAUGGGAGAUUUUAACUACACUGCCGAGUUUCCAAAGUUAAUAAAUCUAUCGGAAAAAUUUGCAAAUUUAUCAACAAUACAAAGUAUAAGUGCGUGGCCUAUUGAUUUUACAAAAUUUGUUUUAGAACAUUUUCAAAAAGAUUUAAGAAACGUAAUACUGGAGGAUACAGAAUUUCAGAAUUAUUUAUCCAAGUUUUUAUUUAGCCGAAAUGGAGGCAAAUAUCAACGGAACUUUCGUUUCAAAAAAAGUUUAAUAUGUGGUCAAAAUACCGCACCUAUUUCAGUAGCCACUAUAGAUUUUAUCUUUAAACGAUUCUAUGGUCCUCAUCAGUGGAUUCCAGCAAUGGAUGAAAGUAAACAAGUGGCACGUGAAGUUGGAAUCAAUGGUUUUGUUACAGUCUGGAGCGAAAUUUUCAGUUUAUGGGUCACGGACAAAUUGAUCGCCCAAGAAGUUCAACGCAAUGUUUUGUUAGCUUUAAUUUGUGUUAUGGGAAUGACAGGAUUGCUGAUUGCUGAGUUACAAACGUGCUUUUGGAUCUUUUUAAGCGUACUCCUCACACUUUUGAACGUUUGUGGAUUUAUGUAUUUCUGGAAUUUAACAAUAGAUAUUGUAUCUUGCAUUGGUUUAGAAUUGGGUAUAGGAUUGUGCGUGGAUUAUGCUGCUCACGUUGCACAUGCAUUUAUAAACGCUGCAUGCAUAGAUGGAAGUGAAGAUCGUACUAAAAGAGCGCAUAUCGCAGUAAGAUAUAUUGGUGCAGCAGUUGCAUAUGGUGCUGGUUCAACAUUACUUGCCCUUUCUAUGAUGGCAUUCUCGGAGAGUUAUGUUUUCCAUGCGUUUUUGAAAAUUUUCGUUUUAGUAAUAUUAUUUGGCCUUUGGCAUGGAUUAUUUCUUUUGCCAGUUAUAUUAAGUACUAUUGGUCCACGAAGUCUACGAUCACACAAAAGUCCAGAAUCUAUUGAAAAAAUGGAAGAUACGGAUGAUACUGUCAUCAAUCCAUUAAAUAAAGAAUUAAAUACAGAGAGUUAAACAAAA
Apis mellifera (honey bee) is the source of this 3148-nucleotide messenger RNA. RefSeq names its product NPC intracellular cholesterol transporter 1. The transcript has 10 exons. Lineage: Eukaryota; Metazoa; Arthropoda; Insecta; Hymenoptera; Apidae. Bases 278 to 3142 code for a protein of 954 amino acids. Gene Ontology annotation, cellular component: membrane. The record is from RefSeq and is a predicted model, not a curated record.